This is a messenger RNA of Fragaria vesca subsp. vesca, 2147 nucleotides long. Its product is annotated as DEAD-box ATP-dependent RNA helicase 52A-like. Gene Ontology annotation, molecular function: ATP binding; RNA helicase activity; nucleic acid binding. NCBI's taxonomy places the organism in Eukaryota, Viridiplantae, Streptophyta, Magnoliopsida, Rosales, Rosaceae. The transcript has 15 exons. Bases 1 to 1713 code for a protein of 570 amino acids. The record is from RefSeq and is a predicted model, not a curated record.
AUGUCGUAUGUGCCUCCACACCUCAGAAACUCCAGCUCAACCACCACCACUACCACCACCACCUCCGCCGCCGCCAAAUCCUCAUCCGCAACCGACGCUGAUCGCAGCAAGCUCUCCUACUCCGCCUCCUCCAACUCUCACUCGUCCGCUGCUCCAUUCUCCUCGUUCUCCCACUCCAAUGGCUCUCGCUGGAGCUCCGCUGCUCACUCCUCGGCCAACCGAGCUAUCUCACCGCCCGACGCCGUCGUCCCGCAGUGGAAGCCGUCGGAGCGCGUCCUCCGAAUGAAGCCGGAGCUGAUUGAGGAGGUGUGUUUGCGGCUUAAUUUGGAUGUGUCUGUUAGUUCGGACUCUGCUCCUCCCCCGGCACCGAUUGAGUCUUUUACAGAUAUGUGUUUGCACCCUAGCAUUAUGAAGGAUAUAGCGUUUCAUGGAUACACUAUGCCGACGCCAAUUCAGGCUCAAGCCAUGCCGAUUGCUCUCAGUGGAAGGGAUUUAUUAGGUUGUGCCGAAACUGGUAGUGGUAAAACUGCUGCGUUCGCAAUUCCUAUGAUACAGCAUUGUUUGGCUCAAGCUCCUGUUCAGCGUGGUGAUGGACCACUAGCAUUGGUACUGGCCCCAACUAGAGAGCUUGCACAACAAAUAGAGGAAGAGGUCAAGGCUUUUAGUAAAUCUCUCGAAUCCUUCAAAACUGCAAUAGUUGUGGGUGGAACCAACAUAGCUGAGCAGAGAUCUGAGCUGCGAGCAGGAGUACAUAUAGUGGUUGCUACUCCUGGAAGGUUCAUAGAUCAUUUACAGCAAGGGAAUACUUCUGUAUCUAGGAUUUCAUUUGUUGUUCUGGAUGAAGCUGAUAGAAUGCUUGACAUGGGUUUUGAACCACAGAUAAGAGAGGUGAUGCGGAACCUAUCUGAAAAGCAUCAAACUUUGCUGUUUAGUGCAACUAUGCCUGAAGAGAUUGCAGGGUUAGCCCAGGAAUAUUUGAAUAAUCCAGUGCAAGUGAAGGUGGGAAAAGUGAGUACCCCUACAGCAAAUGUAACACAGAGUUUGGAGAAGGUUCCUGACAGUGAGAAGACUGAUCGGCUUCUGGGUUUGCUCGUUGAGGAGUCAUCCCGAGCUGAAAGGGCUGGACAUCCCUUUCCCUUAACUAUUGUAUUUGUUGAAAGGAAGACACGCUGUGAUGAUGUUGCUGAAGCUUUGGUAGCACAAGGUUUGCAUGCAGUUGCUCUUCAUGGUGGACGUACUCAAACCGAAAGAGAGGCUGCUCUGCGUGAAUUUAGAAAAGGCACUACCAACAUUUUGGUUGCCACCGAUGUUGCCUCUCGUGGUUUGGACGUCUCAGGAGUUGCUCAUGUUAUCAAUUUGGAUCUUCCAAAGAGCAUGGAAGAUUAUGUACACCGGAUUGGAAGGACUGGAAGAGCGGGAUCAAUGGGACAAGCUACAUCCUUCUACACUGAUCGUGAUAUGUUCCUUGUGGCGAAUAUAAAGAAAGCAAUAGCUGAUGUGGGAUCUGGGAAUGCUCUGUCUUUUGCUACGGGAAAGAGUGCAAGAAGGAAAGAAAGAGAAGCAGCUGCUGCUCACAACCAAGCUAGGGUUUCUCUGUCCAAGUCUUCAAGUAUGGGGCCCACAUCAAUAAACAUUGCCGACAAGUAUAAGUUCAUGGUUUCUGACCCGGACAAUCAAAAAGAGGGUGCAGCAGAUGAUGCUUGGGACGACUAAUGAAGUCCACCUUCGGUGCAAUCAACAUUGAUGCUUGGUGCCCCAAGGUUUUGAGGCAUUUGCUUCUAAUUGGUGCUCGGACUGCAAGUUGAAGACGAUAGUUCCUUGUAAGUUGGCUUCCUGGAGCUGUUGCUUUACAUCAUUGAUGUACCUAGUACCUGUACCAAGGACUAACGUAGUUGAUACUUCUAGAGAUUGUAGGGUUGGCUUGUAGGAGUUCUGCAUUGUAAAUCUCUAAAAAUGGAUGUUUACUUGGGAUGGUUUGUUAGUGCAAAGAAACACUUGGCCCGAUAAUGGGUUCACUAAAGGCAUAUGAUUUCACAGUUUCUCACCACUAUCCUGUACCUCGUUUGUAUCGCUUUCGCUAUGCGCUUUACAUGAGUUGAAUCUGAGGUGAUUCGUAAUCUGUAAUUAUGAGGGACUUUACACCAUUU